GUUUUUGACAGUUUGGUUGUAAUCCAAAUAAACAGUGGACUUUACACUGUUUAUUAUGCAAAAUACUUCGUUUAUUUUAAAUGUACGCGUUAAUAAAACUUUAUAGAGCUUUGUUAGGCAAAUAUAACCUCACUUUCUUGAUAACGUCAAGAAAUGUAAAUACAGACAAAAUAAAGCUUGUUUCCACAGAAACUAACAAUAAUGAAGCAAAAGUAAGGCACAUGGUGACGGUGGAAGAGAUAGAAACAAGUAAUAAAGUAGAUAUUGAUGAGUUACCUGAAGAACCUACGACAUGUUGUAUGUCAGGUUGUGCCAACUGUGUAUGGUUGGAUUAUGCCGAAAAAUUAAGUAAUUAUUACAGGGAUGGAGGGGAGAAGGCUAUAAGAGACAUACAUGAGAAAGUUACUGACGAUAAUAUUAGGGCUUUUAUCCUACUUGAAUUAAGAAUGAGGGGUAAAUCAUAGAAAUUUUAGCCUGUUUUGUAUAUAUGUAAAUAGAAUAUUUAUUUUAGUAUGGUAAUAAAAAACAUUUACUUAUUAAUAUAUUUAUUAAUUACUACAAAUAUUGCCCAAUAAAACUAAAUAUUAAUCUAACAUUAUCAAGUAAUAAAAAAAAUUGUCAAAUUCCUGUUGACUGUUAAAAAAAGACAACAUUAUAGUGAUAAAUGUUCUACAUUAAUAAUUUACUACGUGCUAAUAGUGUAAAAGGCUCAGAAAACAGAAACUUGACAAGUCACCUUAAGAUAUUGAAGUGCAGAUUGUUGCCAGUCCAUCAUUUUAAUUUGUUUGGUGUAGAGUUGGGGUAAUACUUUCUCACCUGUUAGUUGAAGCUGUAAAGAUCCAGACGCAGUUGUGAAUAAAUGACCCAAAACAAUAUUUUGCUUUGUUUUUUCGAAACAAAAAACAAUUUUCAUAUAGAAGGUGUCCCAAAAAUGCUCCUACAUGAUUUUUUGAAAAGUGAUUUUGAGUACCAAAAUGUCAAAACAUUAUGUCACCUGUCAAAGUGUUAAAUAACUAAUAAAAACAAAUAAUAAAACCGCAACAAAAAAAAGAUAACUGUAAUUUUUUCUUUGUUUUAUGUUUUUUAUGCUACCAUAUUCUGCUUCUCUAUCUUUUCAAAUUCAAAGUUGAAGAAAUAACUUUAGUAUCUUUAUUUGAAGAGUUUCAUAAAUAACAGUAGGCCAUGACAACACAUUCAGUGGUGCCAAUGUAGUAAAAAAUAAAACGUAUUUACCUACAUUAAAACAAACACAUGGUAAAGGACAAUUGGCGGUCCUAUAAUUUUGCGAGUACAAAAGGAAAAUUCUUAUUGGAAUUUUAAGAGGAAUGAACCUUUGGGCCGCCAAUUUUGGGACACCCUGUAUAUAUAUUUUUUAAUUUCAUAAGAUACAAUGAUAAAUACCUCAAAAAUACGCAGAAAAACACCCUUACAAAGUGUAACGCCAUGUUUCAGCUAGUUGAACCUAUUCUCUAUUACUUCAAUGCUUAUUACUU
This is a messenger RNA of Brassicogethes aeneus, 1493 nucleotides long. Lineage: Eukaryota; Metazoa; Arthropoda; Insecta; Coleoptera; Nitidulidae. The record is from the annotation of a GenBank genome assembly.